This is a messenger RNA of Homarus americanus (American lobster), 1277 nucleotides long. RefSeq names its product beta-galactosidase-1-like protein 2. Gene Ontology annotation, molecular function: beta-galactosidase activity. The record is from RefSeq and is a predicted model, not a curated record. Lineage: Eukaryota; Metazoa; Arthropoda; Malacostraca; Decapoda; Nephropidae. Gene Ontology annotation, cellular component: vacuole. Gene Ontology annotation, biological process: carbohydrate metabolic process.
UGUUGAUGACGGCAAACUUCAAGAGCGGUGUAACGGAGAACUUGAACGAACUCAAGAGGCUACAACCCGAUCGUCCACUGAUGGUCAUGGAGUUCUGGACAGGAUGGUUCGAUCAUUGGCUCCUGGACCUUCACGUUACCUGGGCGCCUGACAAAUUCGCGGUGGCACUGGAGUCGAUUCUACAACACAACGCCUCCGUCAAUAUGUAUAUGUUCAUCGGCGGCACCAGCUUCGGGUUCAUGGCUGGCUCUAACACCGUUGAUAUCUGGCCUCACUACACUCCCGAUGUCUCCUCCUACGAUUACGACGCAGUGCUGACAGAGGCUGGCGACUACACCGAGAAGUACACGCUGGCAAAACAGGUCCUGGCUAACUACAACCCGCUGGAGGGCAUAGUGGACCAUCCAGAUCGGCCACCACAACGUCCCAAAGUCGCUUACGAGGCCAACCCCGUGACUGAGUACAUAGACCUGACCUCACUUCUAAGCAAGAUCCCGAGUACUGAGAGUAACGAGGGACCAAUCAGUAUGGAGCUUCUCCCUAUUAACAAUCAGAGUGGUCAGGCUCAUGGCUAUGUUGCCUAUACCACACAUGUCUACCUUAGUUACAACAAUUCAACCAUUCAGAUACGAGGUCACGUCAGGGAUAUGGCCCAGGUGCUUGUGGAUGGUGUGGUCAUCACUCAACCCUAUCAUGAAAUAACAGAUAUCAGCAACUUCGGGUUCUGGAAUGCCUAUGACAAGGAAAUGCAGCUCACAGGCCACGACCGAGUGAGUGAGGUGACCAUCCUUGUAGAGAACUUAGGUCGAAUUAACUACGGUGAGCCGCAUAAAUACAACCAGCAGAAGGGCCUAUGGGAAGGACCUGUGCUCAUAGAUGGAGUGGAGAUUGAAGAUUGGCUCAUACAUCCCCUUGAGUUUAAACCUGAUUUUGUUACCAGCCUGACGGGAUGGACGCCCUUCACUGGCUCACCUCCAAGACCAGGCAUCUACCACUCCUCCUUGUACCUGGAGGAGGAGCCACAGGACACAUGGGUGGACAUGAGGGAGUGGAACAAAGGCGUCGUCUUUGUCAACGGCUUCAACCUGGGUCGUUACUGGCAUGUAGGACCUACCAAGACCCUGUACCUGCCGGCGCCACUCCUGCAGAAGGGACUUAACGCGGUGGUGGUGUUCGAGGCAGUACACAGCGCCAAGGAAGUUCGUUUCGCGACGUUCCAUACUGUCUUAAACCCCUGUCAAUCUCGUCUAUACGUCAACAUUGAACAAAUUCUUUAA